Molecule: messenger RNA, 1539 nt
Organism: Prunus avium (sweet cherry)
Lineage: Eukaryota; Viridiplantae; Streptophyta; Magnoliopsida; Rosales; Rosaceae
Gene: SURF1
Product: Surfeit locus 1 cytochrome c oxidase biogenesis protein
Cellular component (GO): membrane
Source: RefSeq, a predicted model, not a curated record
CUACUUUGCAACCUCACGCACUUAGAAAUUCAUUCUCGAAUGUCAUAAAGUUUGAAACUUUGAAGCAGGUAUAGAGAGGCAUAUAUAAGCUUAAGCCCUGCUCGAUCACAGGCAACAGACACAACCAAAUGCCAGAUUCAUCAAUAUGGCAGCAAAAACCUCCAUUGCUAGAACCAUAACUAAGCUUUAUUGUAGUGGGUCCCCUUCUUCUUUCGCCAAACAUUUGGUCCCACUACAACCACCGUCACUCUCAUUAUCUCCUUCCUUCUUCAGCUCCUCACCUGCUGUUUCCUCAGUACCCGAGUCUCAAUCAACGCUCUCUUCCCAAUCUCCAGAGAGGGAAAGGUCGAGAUGGUCCAAAUGGCUGCUGUUUCUUCCUGGAGCUGUCUCUUUUGGCCUUGGCACUUGGCAGAUCUUCAGAAGGCAAGAGAAGAUAAAAAUGUUAGAUUACAGACAGAAGAGGUUGGAAAUGGAACCUGUAAACUUCAACAAUGUCUCACUGUCAAGUGAAGAAUUGGAUCAUUUGGAGUUUAGGAGGGUGAUAUGCAAAGGAUAUUUUGAUAAGGAAAGGUCAAUCUAUGUGGGCCCUCGUUCAAGAAGCAUUUCCGGAGUCACUGAAAAUGGCUACUAUGUCAUCACACCUCUUGUGCCAGUCUCUGACAAACCUGAGCGUGUGCAGCCACCAAUUUUAGUCAACAGAGGAUGGGUACCCCGAAGUUGGAAAGAAAAGUCUUCAGAUGUUUAUGAAGAUGGUGAACAACCUUCUAAUGUAGCACCCUCCUCUGUUCAAGAGAAUGAAAGAAGGUCUUGGUGGAGGUUCUGGACGAAGAAGUCUAAAGUCGUUGAGGAUCAGCAGACCCCUGCUUUUGCUCCUGUUGAAAUUGUUGGAGUAGUUCGAGGGAGUGAGAAGCCUAGCAUAUUUGUUCCACCAAAUGAUCCAAAAUCCUCCCAGUGGUUCUAUGUUGAUGUUCCUGCAAUUGCUCGUACUUGUGGCCUCCCUGAGGAUACUGUUUACAUUGAAGACAUAAAUGAAAAUGUCAAUCCGAGUAACCCUUACCCGGUUCCAAAGGAUGUUGGUACCUUGAUUCGGAGUUCAGUCAUGCCUCAGGACCAUCUAAAUUAUACGUUGACAUGGUAUUCCCUGUCUGCAGCAGUUACAUUCAUGGCUUUCAAGAGACUAAGACCCAAAAAGAGCCGGAGAUAGCAGCAGAGACUUCAUCAUAAGAGAUUUCAGUUCUACUGAAUUCUCUCUAUUGUAUGAAAGAAUAUGGUCUCCGAAAAUAUUGAGUUGUCAAAUUAAUUUUGCGUGUACUGUCAUCGAAAUCAUCAGCAACAAGCCUUAUUUUUUGAUUGGCAACUGGAAAUAUUUCCAGGUUGGAUUGCCAGAUUAGGCUUUGCUGAUUUGAAGUUGAAUGUUGGCAGCCAACAAGGAAAAUAAUAUUUUCAACAUCUGAGGACCCCUAACGCCUGUAGGAGACUUUCUAUGUCGUUCGUGAUGUAGAACAACGAAAAUGUCUCCUUUAACACAAUUUUUGUAAU